Pelodiscus sinensis (Chinese soft-shelled turtle) is the source of this 1744-nucleotide messenger RNA. Lineage: Eukaryota; Metazoa; Chordata; Testudines; Trionychidae. The record is from RefSeq and is a predicted model, not a curated record.
AUGGCUCAGAAAGAUUCCUCUGUGAAUCCGUUUUCAGUUAUCAGGUUGCCUCUACAUUAAAGCAAGUGAAACAUGACUAGCCUGACACAGUGGAGCAAUUAUUUUCCAGUACCUGGAUUAUUAGGGAAGGACAUCCUUGCACAAUACAUCUAAUUAAAAAAUGAUCUGUUCCGUGCUGCUCUCCGCGGCCCCGCUCCGCAGGGUGACUGACCAUCCGCAGCGAUGCCCAGCGUGUGGGACAGCUUCGCUUCCUCGCUGCCUCCCAUUCCGGAGCAGAGAGAGAACCAAUCCUCACCCCCCUUCUCCCGGAGAAAGAGCUGGCAGCAGGAGGUGCCCGAUCGCUGUGCCAGAGCGGAGAGCUCCGAUUGUGAAUCCCUGGACAGCAGCUCGAGCAGCGAAGGCGAUGCAGAGUACCUGGAGGAAGUUUCUCUUCCAGACUUUGACUUGUUAAAUGACCCAGAAGAUGAACUCCUAUGUAACAAUCUCAUGAAACUAAUCCAAGUCAGUCUGAACAAAGCCAACAUCAAUUCCAAGCGCUGCUCCAGACUUGUGAUGCCAAGCCAACUCAUCACUCAAGUCAGCAAAGAGCUGCUUCACCUGGCUUAUAGCGAGCCCUGUGGCCUGAGAGGUGCCCUCAUUGACCUGUGUGUUGAACAAGGGAAGGGGUGCUACAGUGUGGGGCAGAUUGCAGUGGAUCCAAAUCUUGUGCCUACUUUUCAACUGACCCUUAUUUUAAGAUUGGACUCUCGACUAUGGCCUAAAAUCCAGGGCCUUUUUAGCUCUGGGACUUCUUUCACUCCAGGCUUUAGUCAAUCGCUGAAGCUGAGCACUGGGUUCAGAGUCAUUAAAAAGAAGCUUUACAGCUCUGAGCAGUUGCUAAUAGAGGAGUGCUGAAAGUGCCUCAGAGGAAUAACUGAUCAUUACUCUCUAAACUGGUGUAGCACACCAUGAGAAACUGGAGCAACAACUUAAGUGCUUUGAAAAAGUGAACAUAAGUUGGCUAAAAUGUGGCAGCUCCUUAGUCACCAAGGUUAGGGUGGCACAGGAUUGUACAAAAAGAAAGUAGUCCAGAGAGGGAAAGCAAGGAUGAAGCUCACUGGAAAACAAAACUGCACUCUACUUCCCUCACUCAGUGGGCAUAGAUAGCAAGUGAGUGCUAGCUUUAACCUUUCAGUGAUUGUAGAACAGGUUUUUAUUGUACUGACUUCUUCAGUUAGUCUUGUGACAGUUCUGAUGCCAGAUGCAGCAGCAGGACUGCGUUGGGGGUAGACAGUCCCCCUAUUCCUGGCUUUUAAAAAAACCUACAUUGUAAUCAAUGGAUUUUUUUUGGUGGAGGGAGGGUGGUGCAUGUGUAUGAGUGAUGGUUGAAUUUAAGGUCUGAUGGGACCGUAUGUGAUUUGAUCAAAGAUAAGCUCCACUACUGACAUUAGGGCAGCUAUACAUAGUCUUCAAGUGAAUGUAGAAGCAAGAAUUUUUGGGUUGUAAUCAGUUCAUAUGCUUGAAGAAAAUACUGGUGGGAGCUACCUACAGCUCUCCAAUACUGCAUGCCAGAGGGGAAAUGUGAUGUGAUGCUAUGGAUGAGGGCAGGAACCCUCACAAACAACCUGUGUACUAUCUUAUGUAGUGCUUCUAUUGAUGACAGUUUACAUUAAUGCACUUGAUGUUCAAGUGCAAGAUUUUCUAUGCAAUUGUAUUGUUUUGAGAGGGUUUUUUACUUUUCUAAUAAAAGCUAAUUGACAACUUG